This is a messenger RNA of Callithrix jacchus (white-tufted-ear marmoset), 527 nucleotides long. NCBI's taxonomy places the organism in Eukaryota, Metazoa, Chordata, Mammalia, Primates, Cebidae. The record is from RefSeq and is a predicted model, not a curated record.
CCUGUGCCGUAUUUCGGGAGGCUGCAAGGAGGGCUCACAGCUCGAAGAACUAUCAUCAUCAAGGGCUCUGUGCCCCCCACAGGCAAGAGUUUUACCAUCAACUUCAAGGUGGCUCCUCAGGGUGACAUAGCUCUGCACAUUAAUCCCCGCAUGGGCGAUGGAACCGUGGUCCGGAACAGCCUGGUGAAUGGCUCGUGUGGAUCCGAGGAGAGGAACAUCUCCACAAACCCGUUUGGUCCCGGACAGUUCUUGAUGUGACUGUCCAUUCGCUGUGGCUUGGAUCGCUUCAAGGUUUUUGCCAAUGGUCAGCACCUCUUCGACUUCACCCAUCGCAUCUUGGCCUUCCAGAGGGUGGACACAGUGGAGGUCCUUGGUGAUGUCACCGUGUCUUAUGUCCAGAUCUAAUCUAUUCCUGGGGCUGUAACUCAUGGGAAAAACAAAGAUUUCCUAGGACUCCUUUCUAAGCCCCUAAUAAAAUGUCCUGAGGGAGUCUGAUGAGAGUGUCCAUUUGCUCCCUCACUACUCUU